Nematocida homosporus is the source of this 993-nucleotide messenger RNA. RefSeq lists its product as uncharacterized. NCBI's taxonomy places the organism in Eukaryota, Fungi, Microsporidia. Gene Ontology annotation, molecular function: protein binding. The transcript has a single exon. The record is from RefSeq and is a predicted model, not a curated record. Bases 1 to 993 code for a protein of 330 amino acids.
AUGGAUGAAUUGGAGGCCGAAUGUGCACAGCAUAAACGGACUGGUAAUCAUGAAGCAUUAGUUGAAGCAGCUGGUAAUUUAGUUAACUAUGCUUUGCGGUUGGCUAUAAAUGGUGAACGAGUUGAAAAGACUUACAAACACAUUGUUGAUGCACUAUCUUUGGCCACUCAGAAUAUCACGGGGUCGCGUUACAAGAACACGGCUUAUUCAGAAGCUUUUGUAGUUCUGGGGAAGAUUCAUGAAACUGGAAUUAUCACUGAGCCCAAUCUUAAAAAGGCUUAUAUUUGCUAUAAACGAGCGGCCGAAUAUAGUAGUCCGUUUGGUUGUUACCGAUUGGCUUACUUCUAUGAGCAUGGUAUUGCUUGCCGUAAGAACUUACAUAAGGCUGGGCAUUUCUAUAAGUUGGCGGCUAAUGGUGGAUCACUCCGGGCCGUGCACAAGUAUGCCAUGCUUCUUUUAGAAGGAUGCUUUGGCUGUCGUCAAGAUAUAAAAGGAGGCGUGUUCUAUUUAGAACAAGCACGUCAGCUGUCAACCCCUGAAUAUCCACAUGCACUGUAUGAUUUAGGCCUGUGCCACGAGGGCAUUCCAUUAGUGCAAGGUCAUAUUAUUGAAGACUAUCCCUAUUCACUAGCUCUUUACCAGGAAGGCGAAAAGCUUGGCUGUCCUCGCUCGAUCUUACGUCUCGGCUUGGCCUAUCAUUAUGGCGAGCUAGGUUUAGAAGCCAACCAAGAAACCGCCAAGACGUACUACACUCGGAUAGCCGAAGUCAGUCCCCAGGCCUGUUUUGAAAUGUUCAAGCUAGAAAGGAAUGCCGACAACAAAAAUGAGUCUAUUGACUGGGUCAAACAAGCGGCCCAACUAGGCCAUCCCGAUGCAGCUGCUAUCUAUGCCGCCUAUCUCGAUACGCGCAAUCAAACACACCUGGACAAAAAAGAGGCCAAGUGGUGGUACACCAUAGCCGAAUCAAGAGGUGCCAAGGUGGCCAAUAAAUAA